Spirodela intermedia is the source of this 43066-nucleotide messenger RNA. The record is from the annotation of a GenBank genome assembly. Lineage: Eukaryota; Viridiplantae; Streptophyta; Magnoliopsida; Alismatales; Araceae.
AUGUCUCAUGGCAUCCUUUGGGAGGGGGUGUCUCUAACCACCUUUCCCUUUUCUCUCAUUUAUAACUUCUCUUGUCACCCUUAUUGAAGCUCAAUAAAAACACUUGAGAAGAGGCUUGAAAUUUGGAAUCUCUUAUUAUCUCACUCACCUCUUGGAUUGGAGGUUAUUCCUCUCUCUCAUUCACUUCUUGAAUUAAGGGUUUGACAGAACAUGAUUGAGGGUCAUUUAAAUACUUCAAAAGUAGUGGAUAAAAAUAUUUAUGAAUCUGAAUUUCACUAGUUAAAAUACAAAAAAUCAAGUACAGUGGCAAGUUCAGGGUCGAUUCAUAGAGAGCAUGAGAUUUGAGUCAUUGAAAUCAAAUGGGUGGACAAAGUAAGGAGAAAAAUAUAAAGAUUAGAGGAUAGAAUCAAGAGAGAUGGCAAAAAUCAUGAAUCGGUUGAAAAUUGAUCUCCCUAAAAAGAGGAAAAACAAAAAAAUAAAUCAUGAUUAAUGAAAUUAUCUAAACCCAAAGAUUAAAGUUAGUAAAAUGUAAAUAAAUCUAUCUAGAUUGGUCAUAGUCAAUAGGCAAGCCUCACAUAUAUCUAAAUUCUCACUGAAUGUUUCAAUGUACACCAUAUCCAAGGCUUUCUAAGUUUUUCCACGACAAUAAAGCCCUUAAUUUAAGUUGGGAUUGUACUCUUGAUACACAACCAAAUCAUAAAUAGUUGGUGGCAAUUGAAUCAUCUCCUCAAGAGUCUUUUCAAUGAUACUAAAAUAUUACAUGGUGAGAUAAAACAAUGGUUGUAUUCAGUCGAGAUUUUUCGAGUCUAUUUUCAAAUAGAUAGAAAGGAGAAAGAACACAUGCAUAGGGCAGUUCGAAAAUGAUGUAGCCCAAGACACAAGUUGAAAUCUCAACAUUGAAUUUGGGCCCACUCAUCUUAAAUUUGGGGCAUAAAGUGAAAAGUGUUAAAGAAGGAGCCCACAUAUGUCAUCGGUAGGCUAGAAGUCCAAAAAGUAAUAUUUUAUUUUCUACUUUAUGUCCUUCCACUUUUAUAAGAUACUUUUAUGUCUCUUUCUUUCUAGAAAGGACUUUAAUGUGGUUCAGUAUGUACCUAAGAUCUGUUCAGGAUCUUAGAUUGUUAAAAUCUAUACCUAAGAUCUACUCAAAAUCUCUGAUUGUCAAAGUUUGUGCCUAAGAUCUAUUCAAUAUAUCUAUCUAUCAUAGUCUAUUUCAGGUUAUUUCAGAGUUAGUCACAUAGUAUUUUUAGAAGAUUUGUCUAAGAUCUUAGUCUGUUAGAAUCUAUUUUAAGUCAUUUAGAGUUAGUCGGACUUUGUCCCCAAGAUUUGUACCUAAGAUUAGAACUUCGUGGAUUCAAGCCUAGAUCUUAUUCAUCUUUUGCGUUACUAUUGUGUCGAAGAGGAGGAUCACCAUCCAAUUUUGAUUGAACAGUAGAGAUUGUGCCAUGUCACCAAUAGUCUGUCAAAAUAUCAUCAAGUUUGCACACGCCACGUAUCUCACAUCCAUGUAAGUCUUAGGCCAACUCGUAAGUUCCACUUUCCCUGCUGACCUAUUGAUGAUUAUGGCCGACCUCUUAAUAUUCCAGCUAGUUGGUCACUUAGCUUGGCCUGCCUGGCUCAGCCCAACCUAGCCUCUUAAUAUUCUAGCUAGUCGGUCACUUAGCUUGGCUUGCCUAGCUCAACCAUGCUCGGUCUGCUCUGAUGUACACUAUGAAUUUUAGGAUAUGUGACAUCACUAAUAGUGGUAGUAGUGAAAAUAUUGUCUCUUUUGUGAUGGUAAAAAAAUUAGGUUUAUAGAUAAGCCACACUCUCAUCCAUAUCGAAUUGAUUGGAUCAAGAAGGAAACAAAAACUAAAGUUUCAGAGACAUGUCUAAUCAAAUUUUCAACUAAUAAGACUUAUUUUGAUGAAAUGGAUGCUUGUCCCAUGAUAUUAGGCAGGCCGUGACAAUUUGAUGUUGAUGCUACACUAUAGCAAGGAAAAUACUUAUAUUUUCUAUCGAAAUGAUAAAAAAAUUAUUUUGGUUCCAAUGCAAGAUAGUGAUUUUAGCAAAGGAGAGAAGGAGAAAAGAAAAGUAAUGCUCAUAAACACCUAGAUGUUUCUCCUUGGGAAGACCUUGUAUAGUCAGUCCUUCGGGCAUACCGGAGGCCAGGGCGAAGAAAGAUUGCUAUCCCGUAGGUGAAACUUCGUGUCGGUACUGGAGUGAUGAUCACUCCUUCGAGUAGAUGGGGCGGUAGAGCUGAGUUAGGUUCCACUCUAUUGGAAAUGCAUAGGAAGCAGCAAACCGAUUCUUCGAGUAGAUGCUAGGUUUCUUAAGGAGUUUGAUAUUAAUAUUGAAUUAUUUGUUAUUGUUCAAAAACCUGAUUUAGAUAUCAAAAUAAUUGACGUGAUACCAAAAACUAUUGAACAUCUCUUAUCUGAAUUUUCUAUAAUUCAAAAACUAUCUACUCAUCUUCCACCAAUGCGAGAUGUACAACAUCAUAUUGACCUUAUACCAAAAGCAAGCUUGCCUAACCUUCUACAUUAUAAGAUGACUUCACAAGAAAAUCAAAAUUUUCAAGAACAAGUCAAAGAGUUAUUGAGUAAAGGAUUGAUAAGAGAAAGUAUGAGCUCAUACUCUGUGACUGCUUUACUUGUUCCAAAGAAUGAUGGAAGUUGACUGAUGUAUGUUGAUAGCAGAGCUAUCAACAAGUUAACAAUUUAGUAUAGAUUCUUAAUUUCACGUCUAGAUGACAUGUUAAAUGUGCUUUGUGGUUCUAAAAUUUUCUCAAAAGUUGAUUUAAAGACUAGAUAUCAUCAAAUUCGAAUUUGGCAAGAAGAUGAAUAGAAGAUUACCUUUAAAACUAAGACAAGUUUUUAUGAAUGGUUGGUCAUGCCUUUUGGCUUAUCCAACACCCCCAAUACUUUUAUGAGAGUGAUAAAUCAAGUUUUGAAACCUUUUAUUGGCAAAUUUAUUAUUGUUUAUUUUGAUGACAUUCUUAUUUAUAGUAUUACAAAAGAUGAACACAUAAAACAUCUUAAGUCGGUGUUCAAAGUAUUAAAUUAUGUAUUAACUUGAAAAAAUGUGACUUCAUGUCUACUAGUUUGUUGUUCUUGAGAUACAUUGUAAGUGCAGAUGGUAUCAAAGUAGAUGAAGAAAAAGUCAGAGCCAUCAAAUAUUGGUCAACACCAAUCAUAAUUCAUCAAGUUCAAAGUUUUCAUGGGUUGGCAUCAUUUUAUAGAAGAUUCAUUCGAAAUGUCUCUUGUUGCUGCCUGUAUGAAAAAGUGUCAUUUUAAAUGAACUGAUGAAGCUAGUAAAAGUUUUAUCAUGAUAAAAGAGAAAUUAUGCUAUGCUCUUGUUUUAGUCUUGCCAAAUUUCGAUAAACUAUUUGAAGUGGAAUUUGAUGUAUCCAUAAUUAGCAUUGGAGAUGUAUUAUUACAAGAAGGUUGACAUAGUGAAACUUGAGGAGGCAAUGGCUUGCACUAGUUGUGAUCAACUUUGAUGUUGUGGAGGUUGAAGACAGUCUUGAAUCCUCAAAAAAUAUGCUUCAAUUGUUGUCCUUUCACUCUAAAUCCAUAGGGUGAAGAGGAUAGGUCCCUUGAGUCCACAAGGGGAUGACUCUAAAUCCAUAGAAUCAAGAACAUGUUCCUUGAGUCCACACGAGUGCUGGAGUCCACCAGCAAAAAGAGAGAACUUCAUGAAAAGGAAUUUGAAUUCAAACAAAAAUUUAAAUUUCAAAUGAAAUUUGAAUUCAAACAAAAAUUUAAAUUUCAGAUAAAAUUUGAAUUUCAAACAAAAAAUUGAAUUUUGUAUUUCAAUUUUGGAAUUCAAAUUUAAAUUUCAAAUAAAAUUUGAAAAAUAAUGAAAAAAUAUAUAUGGGCCUAAUUUCGUAAUAGAGCCAGUAAAGUUGGCUUCAAGCUACAACAAUACUAGGUUCAGUGACACUAAAUCUAGAUGAUAUUUCCAUUAUCUUUAGUAAGUGCAUGACAUAUGCACUAAGUUUGUGAUAAUUUUCUGCUAGCAAUUGUUCUUUUCUCAAGUAAUUGGUUGCCUUUUCCUUGUAGUUUGCAUAACCAAAUCACCAACUUUUGUCUGCCUUUUCCUUGUAGUUUGCAUAAUUGAUUGUAACAUGCUUCUUCACAUUCUCAUGUACUAUUUGGAUGUAUUCUUCUAUGUUAUUUGCUGCUACACUAGUACUAGGUUUUCUUGGUACUUCAAUUAAGUCAAGAAGGACUUUUGGUGGAAAAUAGUAGACAAUAGAAAAUAGAGAGUAAUUUGUAGACCAAUUUAUCAUAGAAUUAUAUGCGAAUUCUGCUUGAGCUAAGACAAGAUCCCAUUGUCUUGGUUUGUCUCCUAAAAUACAAUAGAUUAAAUAACCAAGUGUCUUGUUUACAACUUUUGUUUGACCAUCAGUUUGUGGAUGACUCGAAGUACUGAAUUUUAGGUAUGAGUCAAAUCUGUUCCAAAGAAUAUGCCAGAAAUGGGACAAAAAUUUUGAGUCUCUAUUAGAUGUAAUAAUCUUAGGCACCAUGCAGACGAACUAUUUCCUUAAAAAAUAAAUUUGCCACUUGAACGACAUCAUUAGUCUUUCUACAUCGAAUAAAUUGUGCCAUCUUUGAGAAUCUAUCCACAACCACAAAAAAAAAAUCUGCUCCGCUUUGAGUACGUGGUAGUAGAGUGUACACACAUGUGUUCUAGCACUAUCCUCUAUUAAUUUGACAUCUCCGCAAAAAACUUUCAAACUCUUUCUUAAAAGUGAACUGUGUUCUGACACUGUCAUUUAUUAAUUUGACAAAUUUGACAUCUCUACACAAAACUUUCAAACUCUUUCUUAAAAGUGGAUUGUGUUCUAGCACUGUCCUUUAUUAGUGGACUCUAUGCUUUAUCUAGAAUGGCCAGUGGAAGUGUACAUACCUGUGUGUUUUGGCUAAUAGCAUCAUUCCUCCAUCAUGUUCAAAAUCUUGUCACGACCUAAGUGUCCACCAAGCCCUCCUGCAUCUAAUUCUUGAAUUAACUUCUCACGCAAAGAAGUUCGAGAGAUACAUAACUUUAAUUGAUAUUCCUGACGUACAAAUCAUAUACUGUUGAGACUAAUCAUCGUCGUCUCGGUAUAAUUUCUUGAGAUAAUAAAAUCUUGUGAUUUCAGCACGCAAGUUCAACAAACAUGUUGUUUUUCUACUAAGAGCAUCUGCAACUCGAUUCAAUUUUCUUAACUUGUGUUUAAUAACGAAAGUAAAACAUUGAAUGAAAGAGAUCCACUUGGCAUGAAAGUCUAACUGAUUACUGAUUUAAGAGCCUGAUGAUUAGUAUAUAAAAUAAAUUUUCAUUGAAUCAAAUAUUGUUCUCUUUUUGAUCUAAUCAAAUAAAUUUUGGUGAAAUAAAUUUUUUGAAACUUUAGUUUCUAUUUCUUUCUUGAUCCAACCAAUUCAAUAUGGAUGAGGACGUGGGCUUGUUUGUAAAUCUAAUUUUUUAACCAUCAUAGAAAAGACAAUGUUCUCACUAUUGCCACUAUCAAUGAUUAUAUCACAAUAGUAGAAGAAACAAUAGUAGAAGAAACAAUAGUAGAUCUUCCUCUUUCUAGGUGAAGAAUUUAAUUCUGACUUCCAAAAUUUUGAAUUCUGAUUUUUCCUUUCUCUAAUAAGGCUUGAAAAAUGAUUGUAAAGCUACUUUGUCUUCAAUUUCUCAUCUGAGACCACCUUUAAAUCUUGAAAUCAUAUAUUGUUGAUACAAAAUUUGUUCAUAAUCUGGGGGAAGAAAAUGAGAUUUCAAAAGUUUUUUCAUUUUCUCCCAUAAUCAUAUAGGUUCUUUGCCUGACCUCGUAUGUGUGAUAUGUAAUUGAUCCCACCAUAUAGAGGCUCCACCCUCCAAUUUAUAAGUCAAUAGCUUGACUUGCUUUUCAUCAAAAAAAUCAUUCUACUUCAACUAACCAAUCUAAGAACUUUUUAAUCUUCAAAUGGCCAUUAAAACAUGGUAAGUCAAUCUUCAAAUGAAAAUCUCGAAAAUUUUCUUUUGAUCUAGAACAUGUAGAACUAGAUGAAUAGUGAGUAUCUAAUGAAGGUUCAACAUGAGUGACUUUUUGAGGAUGUCUGAUUUCAUGAUCUCUAAGAGGGCAUGAAUGACUCUCUAAUACACUCAUUCUUGCCCAAAGUUAUUUUAAGGUAUCACUAAUCUCAUCUUUGAUCCAUUCAAUCUUGAAAAGUAAUAAAAUCUGAUUUUGAGAUAGGAAAAACUUUAGGUGAAUCAUCAUCACCAAUAUGAGUAGAUUUACCUCGUGACAUUUUUGAACUUUGAUUGAAACGUUGACUUGCUCUGAUACCAACUGAUGCAAUAGUAACGCGAAAGAUAAACAAAAUAUGGGCUUGAACCCACAAAGCUCCAAUCUUGGGGAAGAAACUUGUCUCUGACUCCACAGAUUUAGAGUCUUUAACCUUUGCAUUCACAAAGGGGUGCCUAAAUCCACAAGCAAGAGAGAAAAGUUCUCAUAGUGGAGAAAACUAUUUCAACUAAAAAAAGUGAGUACCUCAAGUUACAAUGGGGGCCUUUAUAUAGGCAUAGAAAGGAGGUUGGGCACUCCUCAAAAGGAAGAUCCUGACAGAUCUUGGGAACAAUCUGACUAACUCUAAAAUAACUUAAAAUAGACUCUAACAAAUUGAGAUCUUAGAUAAAUCUUCUAAAAUACUUUGACAUGACCUAAAGUAGAGUCUGACAAUGAGAGACCUUGAGCGGAUCUUAGGCAUAGAAUCUAAUAGUCAGAGAUCCUGAAUAGAUCUUAGAUACAAGUUGAACCACAUUAAAGUCUCUUCUAGAAGGAAUGAGACAUAAAGUACCUUUUAAAAGUGAAAGGACAUAAAGUGGGCUCGAAUUCGUAUAGAACUGGUCAGGUUUUAACAGCUUCAACCUUUUCUUCAUCCACUUUGAAAAACCUAUAUUUCUCUUAUUGAGCGUAAAACAAAUUUCUCAAUAUUUUUGUAAAAAAUAUAAUGAUUAUCUCUAUGAAGGUGAGUUGCAUCUAAAACUUAUUGCCAUGUUCUACCAAAAAUUAGAUUACAAACAUUCAUCUCAACAACAUCACUGUAAAUUUCAUCAAAAUAAUUUUUUUCCUUGCAACCCAUUACUAUUGCAGCUUGAAGCUCACUAUACUUGAUGCACACUAAAUUACUAUUGCAAUUUGAAGCCCGCUUAACUAGCUCAAUUACAAAAUAAGGCCCAUAUAUCUAUUUUUAUUCUUUUUCAAAUUUUAUUUGAAAUUAAAAUUGAAAUUUUAAAAGAUCAAUUCGGUAGUAAUAAGUACAAGAGUCAUUAGAGGAUGCUAGAAAACCUAAAGAUAAAUAAACACCCCCUUAAAUGAAAAAUUACUUGGGCCGCAAUGCACUGAUCACAAAUCACUAAUUGGUAGUGGGCUGAUCCUAUGAUACUACACUUCAAUAUCAGUCAUCCAAAACAAUGUUCAACAGGGAGCAAGGAGGAAUGAACUAACCUCCACAACGUCAAUGGGUUAAUUUUCUAGAAUUGCAUGAAGAACUCUUUAGCAAAUUAAUAUUGGGCAAAGUUUAACAUAUAAUAUAAAAAAUCUAAUAUUUUCAUUUAUUAUAUCAUUUGGUUCUCCAAAUCUUACUACUUCCCUUAGCAACUAACAAUUAAAGAGGAAAACGAAAAUUGCAAAAAAAAAAUACAACAUUUAUGACACAUUUGGACAGACUUCAACAAAGUUACCCACAUUACUACAAGGCUGGAUUAUUUAUAUUACUCUUAAUUUUGUGGCCAUCUUGCUGAAUGAGGGUUUCAUAUUUUCUCUCUAUGAUCAAUGGGGUUUCUUUGGCAUGAAACAUCAAAAUAGGGAGGGGAUAUGUAAAGUAAACUUCCCAAAUAGACCACACUUCUUUUGGCAUUUUUAUCUUCACUCAGGCCACUCUUGCAUCCCCACUUGCUAUAAUCUCUUUAGACAUUAGUGACAAUGUAAGCGAGGAAGUCAAUCAUAUGACCUAGGUUACAUAUGCCUAUUAAUUAAUACCAUGAGAAAACUUUCUAGUUUGAUCUAUUUGAUGAAAUUCCAUUUAAUUAUUUAUCAACUAGUGGAAAAAUGAGUUUUGACUGAAAAUAUAGUGGAUGAAACAAAAUUUGAAUGGAGAGGCACCGUGACCCAUGGGUUGUAUAUUGUGUGCCAGAAAACUCAUGUUGCUUUGAAUGAGCACUUGAACGGUUAAAUCAUGAUGUGGCAUUAAGUGGCAUGUUGACCUGAAAUACAUGAGAACGAAACUAUAGCUUGUUAAUGGCUGCCAGCUUUUGCUUUUUCAACUUUAUUAUGUUUUCUGGACAAAAAUGAUUGACAUUUCACUCAAUAAUCUGUUUUUCGGUAUGUGUCUUUGUUCUUCAUAGGAAUGUUGAUCGUCAUGUCCGUUAGAGGGUUCUUAUCAAAUCUCAUGAAGGUGAAUAAUGUGCUUUGAGAUAGUUUACUUUCGUGCUAGAUCGUUUUUCUUUGCUAUGCUGAAAAAAAUGGAAAAGAAGAUCAAUAGAUUGCAUAACGACAAUUGCAUCCAAUUAUGUGGAUUCACCCACCCAAUGAUGUCCUUGAGUUUCAGAAUACUACAUUUUUCUAACACACUUACCACAUGUGUAUUCCAUGAGAGAAGGAAGAAAAAAUCUUUAAAGUGUUCCAAGUAUGUCCUUCCGAGUGGAUGGUGAAAACUAAUAACUAUACAGCAUGAAUAAUGUAUAACUUUUCAAUUUUAGGGUUGAUCCUCAAGGAUGGUGAAAACUAAUAUUGACUAAUUUCUAAUUUUUCUAACACAAAUACUAAUUAAAAGAAAGGAACAAAUGAAAUAAGAUGAGAGAAAUGAUAAUAUUCACCUCAAUGUUUAAUAUUCUUCUUUCUCAAUUACUUUCAUAAAUUUAUUUCUCUGAUUUAGCUCUACAUAGAUAGAAAGAAGGUUUUAAUGGUGAGAUGAUUAAAUCAAGAAUAGCAAAAAAUAAUUUAGUGAUUAUGAAAUGAAAAGAUUUGAAGGGUGAUUGUCAAUAAAAUGACUUCUAAGAGUAAAUUAUGAAAUAAUUUAGAGAAUGUUUUGAAAUAAUUAAAACUAAGAUAAAAAAUUGAUUGGAAUCUAGAAACACAUUAGUUGUUAAUCAAGAGUAAAUUAAAAUAAUUAAUUUUGUGAUAAAAAAUAAUUUUAAAACUAUAAUCAAACUUUGUUGUAAAUCACAUAGCAAAGUUUUUUAAACCUAAGAAAGUUUUAAUUAUCAGAUAAAAUUUAAAUUAAAUGUUAUAACCUUGAAUAAAAAUCUUUUCCUUCCUUGAAGAACAAAAUACUUAGAUUAAUUUAAUUCAAAAAUAAGAUCUCUCUAAUCAAUGCUUGUCACCCAAAGAAUAAAAAGACAUAAAAUAAGAUUAUAAUAAAAGAAUAAAACACAAAACUCUAUUGGUCACAACCCCCUUGAUUAUGAGAUCUUCCUCGUUCCUUGCUCUCCAACUUGCUUAUGCUGCCCUUAUGUGCCUCCUAACCUCCUAACUUCCAACCCACCAUCUUCCUUUAUUAUCUCAUAAUAAUAAAUUCACAAAAUUUCAGAUUUUUUUAAAAUUUGCUUAAAGUUUAAAUAAAAUCCCAAUUAUUAAAUUUCUUUUACAAAACAUCUCAUCUUGGAAUUUUUAAUAUUAAAAUUUCAUAUUUAACCAAUGUAACUCACAAUCACAUUUAACUUUUUAUUUUCAAAUAAAUAUCAAUAAAUCAGUGUAAAUACAUAAAACUUUGUUUUUCUGAAAAUAUAUAUCAAUAUGUAUUUUUUAAUAAGACAAACCAUAAACAUAGAUAAAAAUUGACAUCUUAAUUAUAUAAUUCAAAGAAUUAUCAAGCACGUUUAGCUAGCUAUCAUGUACUUAGCAACAUAUGCAAAAUUGUGGUGGAGGAUGAGGAUGGACAAGUCAUACUCCCCCAAUUUAACUAGUUCACUUAUGAGUUGAGGGAGCAAUUCCGACCCACCAAUAGAUAGUGUAUGGCAAGGAUGUCUCUUCAACAACUUCCUCUAAUGGGGACUAUAUGAAAAAAUGUGAAAAGGUUCUCUUUAGCCAUCCUCAACAUUAAGGGUAUGUUAGAAGAGGAUAAUGUAGUCAACAUUGAGGUGCUCAUCACCUCAAGUCAACAAUGGCAAGUUCCAAUGUGUUCAUUGACUUGCAAAGCUUUGACACUAAUGAGAUGUCAAGAGGGGCCAAAUAGCAAGAGAUCUAAGGAAGAAACACCAAGAGAAACUAUGACAAGACCAUGGUACAACAACUACCCAAAGGGGUGAGCACCUUUGUCCCCUUGCAAAGGACUGCACUUGAGGAAGGACUACCCUAAGUGAGCUGUCAACAUGAUGACAACACAACAAGAAGUGGAGUGUACACCAACUCUAAACCCCCUAUAGGUGCUAAGUGUAUAAUGACAACAUCAAGGUGGAUCAAUAGAGCUAAGCUGAUCUACAUGGUGAUCACCAUCAACGAUCAGACUAUGCUUGCAAUGGUCGAUAGUGGGGUGACCCACAACUUCUGCACAAAGAGGCAACACAUAUGGACCUAAUGUUAUCACAAAGAGACAUCCAAAAGAAGGUCAUCAACUCAUUGGUGGCACGUACCCCUCUUGUUGGUUGGCCAAGUCCCUAUUCUAUCUCUAGAGUAAGGAGGGCAAAGCAGGACCCUAUGUCUACACUCUAAGUGGGAGAAAAGUGGAGGUGGGGUGAAGAAGACCCCCUCAACAUUGUCUUGAUGCAAGAUGAAGGGCUUGCAAGAGUGCACACAGCAGGUGCGAUGCUCACCGGAGAGUAGGCUAUGAUGGGGGAAGGAUGUCACAACCCUAACUAAUCAGCUCAAUAUUCCAGCAAUAGAAUCUCACCACAUGCCUAAAGAGUAGGCACAUGCAUGCAUAGGUGUGCACACGUAAGAGCAAUGGUGUGAUAGGCACCAGUGAACACCCUCACUGAUGUAGGGCAUGGUGCUGGUGCGACAUGGCAUGGUAGGACAAUGCAACCAGGCACACAGAAACAUAGGCAAGUGCGGUGCGACAUAGCAAAACAAGCUGGUGUCAACACUUGGAGGCAUGCACAUGGUGAACCUUACUGUAGAGUUGCAGCAGCCAAAAAUCUACGACUAUGUGAGACCCACCUAAGACCCACCGCUCCCAUUCCUUCCCUAAUUUCUCUCCUCUUGCUCCCACUCUACCAUAGCUCCCACAACCCCCCUACUCUACUCUUCCCUCUAAUGACCUUGUGAUGGUCAUGACAAACCCCUCUCCUUAUCAUUCCCCCGCUUCACCCUCUUCAUAGGUGGGGCUGAGGGCUCCAGCAUUUAGACCCCACAAUACCCCCCCCCUCCCCCCAUAGACUUGUUAGGCUAGGUGGGUCAACAAGGGUACAUGGCAGGAGAAGUGACAUGACGUGGCAUGCACUACAAUACAUGGCAAGCAUGUGGCACUAGUGAGCGCCCUCACUAACUAGUGUUGUGUUGGCAUAUGUAGGAAUAGGGUGUCGAGGCAUAUGCGAAAGAUGCGUGGUGAGCACAAUCUCCUUCUCCCCCACCCCGUAUGAUCUAAGGGACAGGUAGAGGACCUCCCCUCCAUUCUCCCCUCAAAUGACACAAGUGGGUGGGGGGAUCCUUGGGCCUAAUUUCUCCCUCCCCUUGUGCCCCCACUCAAGUGAUUCUGGUGGUGGACGCAACCCCCCUCCUCCACUCCGAUGACCUUGUGAUAGUCAAUAGGUUCCCACACCCCCCAACCCUCAAACCCCUCUUGAGCAAGGUGGGUCGACACAAUACGACAAAGAGUGGCCUAGUGCCGACGAGAGCAGCAGCUAGGUAUGACAUGGGCAGUAGUACAUCACAAGCACUGCAACACCAGUGAGCACCUUCACUGGUAUGGGGUAUGGUGUAGUCAAUCACACAGCGAUCGAUGUAGGCGAGGCGACAUGACAAGAAUGGGCUGGUGUCAACACACGAAGGCACAAGUUGCCACCGUAUGCACGAGAGAUGAGCGAUGUGCAGCAUAACUACCACGGUGCUGCAGGAGGGAUGUAACCGUUGCAGCACACCCACGAGGGAGGAUGAGGCAACACAAUAGUGUGCUGCAGAUCGAGGAUGCAUGGGGUUGCUCGUCAGAUCCCUGACGAGGCACCGACCACAUGACAAUUGUUUCCCCAAAUUUCUCUCUCCUCGUGCUCCCACCACCCUCCUUGUACUCAGAUGACCUUGUGAGGCAAGAGCACCCCCCCCUCUUCACUGGUGGGCAGGGGCUCCUUGGCCUCAAUUUCUCUCUCCCCAUGUGACACCUUCAUGCAAUUUUGGGGGUCAGGCAGAGGCCCCCCUCCUCUACUCUCCCCUCUGAUGACCUAGUGACGAUCAUAAGCCCCCCCCCCCCACGGCCUUAGGCUCGUUUUUCGCUCUCCUUGCACCCUCACCUUGUGACCUUGUGACGGUCAUGACCCCCCCCUGUGACGAUGGGGUGGAAGAACAGCUAUCUGGCAGGAGAAGACCACGCACAGCUGUCCACAGCUUCAAUGCUGACCACAGCUCCUAGACGUGAGCUGCAAGAGGAGCCGAAGAGCAGCAUAAAGGGAGCCCCGAUGGCAAUGAGAAUGCAGCAACCUGUGGAAAUGAGAAGCAUAAAUCACAAUAGAAAUACUAAAGAGGACUGAGCAAAAAUCACACUAAGAGAAGAGAGCACUAGAAGACAGCAAAAACGGCGAAUGCAAGAGAAAAAAAGUAGUCGGCAAGAAAAUAAGAAAGAAAGAUAUGCAGAAGAAGACGAUGGCAAUACGAAGUAUGGAAGAAGAUGAUAAAAAGAUACCACUGGAAGUUGAGCCCAUGCUGAUGUGUUUGGAAACUCGGGCCAGUCUACGUAUGGAUGAGGCGGUUCGUUAUUAUGUGCUUGAUGAUAAUUUUCACUUGCAUCUACACAAAAAAUUUAAGGAUAAGAAUUAUAAACAAGUUUAAAAUCAUUUCAGGACAAUAAACUAUUAAGAAAACGAAAUUAAAUUAGAUUAAAAAUUAAAAAUUCUACUUUGACACGGAAUUGAGGUGAACUAAUGAAUUUGAAAUUGAUUUUUGAUGCAUAAAUCCAUUCUGCAAACAAAGAUGGGACUAAUCCAAACUUAAAAAUGACCACCAUCAAGUGUCACCAUCAAUGUCAACAAGAAGAAGAAAAUGAUCCAUUUUUUGCCCAAAAUUGAAUGUUUUGGCCAUUGAGUGAUUUUGAGUGAGAGUCCUCACUUCUACUCAUUUCUCUCUCCUUAAUUACGUCAAAUUCAAUUAAAUAAAUCUACCCUGUAGGCUUCUAUAAAUCACACUUUCUCCCUUCAAUAAUUCAUGCCCUUAUUUAGAUGGUUGAAAUCCAAGUUUGAAAUAAUAUCUUUCUAGUGGACCAAACUUUGACCAAAUCAACUGAACCCUAAUGACAUUAGCUGUUGAUUCCAGCCGAGAAGACCAGGAAAAGGCAAAUAUUUCAUUUGUAAACGAAAGGGACCAUUUUCCUUAAUUUGUUUUAUUUCUUUCCCCAAAGUUCUAGUUCACCAAGUAUCUUGAUGGAGAAGAGGGUGGGUGUUGUACAAGCAUGGUCUAGUAAAUCUUUAAUAGUUUGUUUUUUUUGCUUUGCAAUAACAUAGGUUUUUACCUUAAUCCAUUGAAAAAAUGUUAGUUACAUAUCCCAAUAUUGAAGUACAUAUCCCCACUCUCACUCUAUGAUCAGUACCUGACUUCUUUCUAUGAUCACUCCUUUUGCCUCUCUCACCCAUAAUCUACUCUUCCCAUCUCUCAAUUCCUACAUUAUCAGGCUUCUCCAUUAAAUCAAUUAUCUUCCCCACCAUUAUUCCAUAACUUACUUGUCAACUAUAACAGGCAUAGAAACGCUCCAUACGGAAAAACUAAAUGAUCAGUUUGGUAGUAAUAAGUACAAGAGUCAUUAGAGGAUGCUAGAAAACCUAAAGAUAAAUAAACACCCCCUUAAAUGAAAAAUUACCUAGGCCACAAUGCACUGAUCACAAAUCACUAAUUGGCAGUGGGCUGAUCCCAUGAUACUACAUUUCAAUAUCAGUCAUCCAAAACAAUGUUCAGCAGGGAGCAAGGAGGAAUGAACUAACCUCCACAAUGUCAAUGGUUUAAUUUUCUAGAAUUGCAUGAAGAACUCUGUAGCAAAUUAAUAUUGGACAAAGUUUAACAUAUAAUAUAAAAAAAAUCUAAUCUUUUCAUUUAUUAUAUUAUUUGGUUCUCCAAAUCUUACUACUUCCCUUAGCAACUAACAAUUAAAGAGGAAAACAAAAAUCGCAUAAAAAAAUUGCAACAUUUAUGACACAUUUGGACACACUUCAACAAAGUUACCCACAUUACUACAAGGCUGGAUUAUUUAUAUUACUCUUAAUUUUGUGGCCGUCCUGCUGAAUGAGGGUUUCAUAUUUUCUCUCUAUGAUCAAUGGGGUUUCUUUGGCAUGAAACAUCAAAGCAGGGAGCCUAUGUAAAGUAAACUUCCUAAAUAGACCACACUUUUUUCGGCUUUUUUUUAUCUUCACUCAGACCACUCCUGUAUCCCCACUUGCUGUAAUCUCUUUAGGCAUUAGUGACACAAACAAAGAAGUCAAUCAUAUGACCUAGGUUACAUAUGUCUAUUAAUUAAUAUCAUGAGAAAACUUUCUAGUUUGAUCUAUCUCAUGAAAUCCCAUUUAAUUAUUUAUAUACUAGUGGAAAAAUGAGUUCAUAUCUUUCUGAGAUCCAUAUUCCACACGUGUUGCAUGCCACUAUAAAAUCUACAGCUGUAUUAUCCCUUUUUUUUAAAAAUGAAUUUAUGCUUUAAGAAACUUAUUGAAUCAUAUGAAAAUUUCCCUAGAAUCUAGAGACCUGAUCACCAAAUUGGCAAGGAAGACUUAUGAACACAUCAUAGGGGAUAACAUUACAGAAAUGCAAAAAUAGAAAAAUUAGCCUACUUAAGUACAUUUGUAUCAGUGCAAAUCAACAUAUGCCUCAGGUAGUUUAAGGAAGAUCCAUGGCAUGAAUCAUCCCGAUCUUCAACUCUUGAGGCUGAGUUACAUGUGAUCUAAAUGAUUGUCCAUGUAAUCAUUCAAAUAUGGAUUGCAACAUGGAUUUUCUAAACCUUAGUCCCACCCAUAAAAGUCAAACUAAGAAACUCAUCUGAAACUAUAAUCCAAUCAAUCUAUAUGAUGCUUAUUUCCUUAGUAUGAAGAAUGAAAGUUAUCACUAGAGGAUAUUGAAAAGCACACGUUACAAAAAAUAUAGGUAAAAAUAAGAAAUCAAGUUGAAAUGUCCAAGACAUUUAUUUGCAAGAAAUUGCAAGGUAAAUAAUCAGGUAGUGCAUUUUAAGAUUGAAAUAAGGACUCCAAAACAUCACGCAACAAACAUAGGAAAUAAAAAUAGCUUCAAGCUGAAAAUAGAAAUUAAUUGGGAGUACCUUCCUUAAACUGCAGCAACAAGAUUCUUAGUCAAAGCUACCCCACCAAUCUGAAAGAUUGAAAAGUUGUCACUAAAUCUAGACUAAUGAACUUCAAUACAUCCCAACAAUUAGUAAUUUCAAAUGUUGGAUAUCAUAAUGAGAUCAUAGACAUAAUCAGCAUGUAAAUGAGAGACCAGCUGAUAUUAUCAUUGCAGCCAAAGGAGAGAAUUUCUUUGUUUGCUCCUUCAGACAAGAGAAGUAUCUACCUGUUUGACAACCUCUGGCAACUGCUACAUUCUCUUACGAUCAGAUGUGAACUCUAGAGUAUCUAGCAGCUCAUACCGAACAGCUGAGGCAUUGAAAUUUACUUCUGUAAAAAUAAAAAGUUUUAAGAAUAAGCACCUAAGUCAAAGAUAAACAACAAAAAUCUAUAGUAAGACACAUCAAAGUGAAGUAAAUUAAUAAAUACUUCUAAAAGAGCCAUCAGGCAGCAAAAGGUGUGCCUCAAAAGGUUUAUUGAGAACAUUUUCAUUUCUAUUUACAAGAACCAUAUGCAAUUGAGCAGCAGCAUUGACAAGUGUAUCUUUAUCUUGAGAUUGGGCUAUGUAGGAGAUUUCUCCACUAGGACUUUAAGCAACAAGAUGUUCUUACUCAAUAGAAACAAAGAUAGUUAUAUCUAGUGCACUUACUAGUUCUAUGCUAUUAGAGAGUUAUAUCACCUUUUAGUGGGCAGAAAAUUAUUGUAAAUUGACAUGACUGUAAGAAAUCUGACAACAUCAGGGACAUUGUUGACAUCAUCAUUAAACAAUUCACCAUCUAUCUAGAAAAGAAAAUUUGUUAGAAUAAUAAAGCAUUUGGAGUAUGAUGAAAAUUAUCCAAUUUGAACAAUGAAACAUGCAUGACGUAAAGAAACAACUUGAAUCAAAUGAAGAGAUUAAUAUUUCUAUACAUAUGCCUAAUGAAAUAAUCUGACUCAAAUGAGGAGAAUAAUACAUAUCCAAACUAUUGCAUGCUUUAAAGUAGUAAAACACAUCACAUGGUAUAUGAGAAAUUUUACCUUGUCAUGGUCUUCUAGAAACCUUGAAUAGACUAAAAAGAAAAAAAUUGAUAUUGAGAGAGAAAAAUGAUUGGGCCAUCACAAGAAAAUGUAACAAACACUUUGCAAGCGUGGUGAGAAAAGAGGAAAAAAAGAGCAAGCUCACUUUCUACCUUUUAGUACCAACAUACUUCAUUCCUCAUUCAAUCCAUUUAUGACUUGGGGCAAACAAACAUCUAACAAAAGUCAAAGAAGAAUGUCUUGGCCACGGUGAAACAAUAGUUAAAAAAAUGAUCAAAACUAUAAUUACUCUCAAGUGAAAAUAACAGAGAUUUGAAUCGGUCAAAACCUUGCAUAUUGCCACGCUUCUGAUUUAAGCUUCACAAAAAUCAUAAAAAAUAAUGUCCUCUUGAUUCUAUAUUGAAUUCUCACAUUUAAUAACAAAAUUACUGACUCAAAAUAAAUUUUUCAAGGAAUUACAACGAUAGGACACAAGUUAGAAAAUCAAGCAACAAUUUCUCAAAAAUAGCAUGCAGAUUAGGCAAUAACUUAUGAAGUGGAUUCUAUAAUCUAUUAUGACACUUUUCAUUUGAUGUGUCAAAUUUGACAUUACUUAAUGUGACAUUUAUCAUCAUUUUACUUAGAUUAACAUGUAAAAUGACAAAUUAACAUCCACAUUACUUAAAUCAUUACUAAUCUCUUGGUGGUACUCAUAAGAAUUCAAAUUCGAACUAAUAAUGAUUGAAAAUCUCAUGUUUAAAGGUAAGAUAAAUUAUAACUAAACCUUUUUACCUCAUACAUGCCUCAAAUUGCAACAACAAGUAUCAAGGGUGAAUUUUAUCUCAAUUGUGCAAACACUCCUCAAGAUUGCAUUCAAAUUUUCAUCUUUAUAUCAAUGCAAAGUCAACACUUUUAAUUAGUAAAUAUCACCCAGUAGAUAUUUGAAACCUCUAUCUAGCACUCAAGAAUGUUUUCCAUUCUAUUAACACAGUCUUUUAUUUAUAGGGAGGAUGAACAAGCAAUUCUCCAAUCUAAAAACUCGAUUUUUGGAGCUUCACUCUGUCUCCUUUUUGUUUAUUUCUUUCUUUCAUAUGUAGACAGGUAGCUUUUUCCUCACGGGUUUUUGUUUUUGACGAGAGGAGAGUGGAUAAGCACUUCCCCUGUCUAAAAGCCCGAUUUUUGGAGCUUCACUCUGUCCUUUUUUUUCCUUUCUUUCUUUCAUACAUAGAUAGGUAGCUUUUUCCUCACAUGCCUUUUUACUGACGAGAGGAGAGUGGAUAAGCACUUCCCCUGUCUAAAAGCCUGAUUUUUGGAGCUUCACUCUAUCUUUUUUUUUUCUUUCAUAUAUAGACAGGUAGCUUUUUCCUCACGGGUUUUUGUUUUUGACGAGAGGAGAGUGGAUAAGCACUUCCCCUGUCUAAAAGCCCGAUUUUUGGAGCUUCACUCUGUCUUUUUCUUUCCUUUCUUUCUUUCAUGCAUAGAUAGGUAGCUUUUUCCUCACAUGCCUUUUUACUGACGAGAGGAGAGUGGAUAAGCACUUCCCCUGUCUAAAAGCCUGAUUUUUGGAGCUUCACUCUAUCUUUUUUUUUUCUUUCAUAUAUAGACAGGUAGCUUUUUCCUCACGGGUUUUUGUUUUUGACGAGAGGAGAGUAGAUAAGCACUUCCCCUGUCUAAAAGCUCGAUUUUUGGAGCUUCACUCUGUCUUUUUUUUUCUUUCUUUCUUCCACAUGUAGACAGGUAGCUUUUUCCUCACGAGCUUUUUCAUGGCAAACUUUUGACCUCUCCCUAUGAUUACUUUGACUGAGGAAUUUAGAACUUCAAUCAUCUUGAAAUGUUCAAUAGACUCUCAAUACCUACUGGGUGAUAUCUACUAAAAUAUAAAGAGUAGAUCUCGCAAAUUCAAUUUCAUGAAAAAUUUAAUAUGCACUUGAGGAGUAUUUUCACAAUCAUUUUAUUAUUUCAAACCAUGUAGCAAACCAUAAUUGUCCAAACAUGGUCUAAAUGCAAGUAAUAUAGUAAUUUGUCUUCUUAUAUUCAUGAGCACUAUGUUGUACAACUAUAAUACAUGGAAAAGAUAAAAAAAAAAAAUUAGAAAUUAUUACAAGCAAGAAGCUAGAGAGAGAAUAUUAUCGAAACAUAAAAGAAAUAACUAUGACAGUGAUUCGGAUGGUAAAUGCAGGCUUGAGUAUAUAUAAUGUUUCACAUGGAGUUCAAUUUCCUUUCGAUCAUAUCAUAUAAAAAAAAGGGAAUGUCCACCUGCACUUCAAAUUUUAAAAUUGAACCAGGCCGAUCAUUUUAAAACGUAAGAAUAUUGAUGCCUAAUUAUAUGCAAUAUAUGUAUGAGAGAGAGAGAGAGAGAGAGAUCGCAACGAUGUUAGAUUCUUGAGAGCGGGACCACAUACUGAGUAGAGCACGAUGAUGUGGGUCAUCUUCUCGUCAUAGAGAUUGCCGAGGCCAAGGUCGGAGAUUUUUGGGUUUACAUCAGCGUCGAGGAGCACGUAGCUGGGCCUCAUGUCCCUGUGGACGGUCCUCAACCGCAACUCCUCGUGCAGGUACAGCAGCCCCCUCGCCGUCCCGACGCAGAUCUCGUACCACGCCGCUCACUCCAGCUGCAACCCUCCGCCGCUCUUCCCUGCAACUCCGACGGUGGCGGCGCCCACCAGCCGCUUUUCGGUUCCGUAAACAGAAAAGAAAAACAAGAAAAGAAAAGAAAAGGAAAGAAUGAAGGAAGGAAGGAAGGAAGGAAGGAAGGAAGGAAGGAGGAGGUGAUUAGGUUGCUUCACGGUCACCCUCCUGCCGUCGAAGAGCUUCCCCAGCGGAAGGCGAACAGGCCACGGCAAUGUGCUUCUUCUUUUUCCUUCUCUCCUUUCUCCUUUUUCCCUCUUUUUCUUCGGUCUUCCGCUCCUCUUCUCCCGUCGGGAACUGUUAAGAUGGUUCACGGUGGACCUGCGGAUGGGGCAACGAUCACGGUGGAUCGGCCAAAUCGGGCGUUGGAUCGGGCAAAGCCGCGGAUCAAGACGGUUCGGCGGAUCAGCGGACCGCUUUUGGGGGGAAAAACCGGAGCCUCUCCUCCCCCCCCCCCUCUCUUUCUGUCUCUCUCCCUCUCCCCCCUUCUCUCCCUCUCUCUGUGUCUCUCUCUACGCCUCUGUCUCUGUCUCUGUCUCUCUCCCUCUCCCCCCUCUCUCCCUCUCUCUGUGUCUCUCUCUCCGCCUGUCUCUUUCUCUCCCUCGUGUGUCCUUCUGAAACCGUGAGAACGUCGAGGAGAUGGGCAUCAACCGCCAGAACGGCUUCGUGUGGCUCGGCCAGAAGAAGGCCUGGUGGGGCAACCGUCUCAGCCCCACCAUUGGAAGGGUCGGCGCCACCACAGGAGGGGAAGACCAGCACAGGAGUCAUUCCACGUCGACAUCGUCAACCUAGGAUCCAAGAUCCGAAUUUUAUUUAUUAUUAGGAUUUUCUUUUCAUUUAGUUUCCUUUAACGAAUUCUUGACCCUAUAAAUAGGAUUACCGCUGUAAUAAACGGUUUUGGUGGUGGAUUUUGAAAAUUUAGACAUUAUUUUCAGAAUUUGCCCUAAGGUUUCCUCUCAGCCGCCGCCGCCACCGCCGCCGCCGCUGAGAGGCGAUCCUCCUACGCCCGUCCGCCCAUUACGAGCGCACGACUCCCCCUUCCACCCCCCCACCCCCCCGUGAUCCACCAUUCGAGAGCGAACAUCCAGUUUCUCUCGCCGCCGAUUGCACUGUCCGCCCUCUGGCGCAUUGUUGUCUACCAACGGCGGUAGACGACAACAUUCACGUCGGCGAGUGUUGACUCGUCGUGAGGCCCCGCUUUCAGGUCGUCGGCAGCCGACGCAGCCAUACGCCCUCAGCCGACUCACGCGUGAUUCUUCCCCGCCGCACGACUGUCCAUUGCCCUCUCGCGCGACGAUUCCAGCAGCCGCCCGUUUCGCCACGGGAGCAUCGAGGUCCUCCAUCGGGCGAGUGCGCAGAAUCAACCUCCGGUUUAGGUUUCGGGGCGUUGCCCCGAACCCUGCUUUUGGAUUUAAAAAGUGAGGUCUGAUGCCUGAGAAUCCUAUCCACAUCAGGGCUAGGGGAGAGUCAACACCAGCAGAGAAAAAUGGUGACCACCAAAAAGUGUUCAUUGCCUCCUUUAUGAUGUUCUAGAGGGUUCUACUCCAUAUAAAUCUAAAGUUUGAAUUCAUCUCAAAUUUAAUUAUGAUGUGUCAUAUGUCUAACGCUCCUACAAAGAUGCUCCCUUCUAACUUUCUUAGCCUUAUAAGUUCAUCUCUAAUGGUAAUCAAUAGUGGCCUGUUUAUGUUAUAUUUUCCUACCAUAUCGUCUACAAAUGAUUCGGCUAACUAUUCAAUCUCAUCUUCCAUGAAUUCUAUUGUGGGUAUACCUUCCUGAAUGUAAUGUGGUUUUUAUGAUUUAGUCUAAACAUAUUAUGGGCCGAUGUGCUCAUUCCAUGUUAUCUUUGCAUAUAUCAUAGAAGAGGUAGAAUUUGCAUAUCUUGUGGUCUGUUUGUGAACUGAGUUAACAUUGAGUGAUGCUGAGAUUGUACUGUUAUCAUUAACUAGAUUGUCAUCGACAUUCGAUUUAGUACCCUCCCUAUUUGUUUUUAUAGUUUGUUUGUUCUUUUGAGUGAUUUUAUGCAUUUGUUUAGUGGACACUACAUCUACAAUUGAACAAAACUGUAAAUUAUUCUACGAAUUUAAAUUAAGUUUGUCAUGUAUCUACGCCUUUGAAGUUUGAGUUUCCUUCAAAGUUUCCUACUUCCUUGAUGCAUCUCCUUUUUCAUUAUAAUGUGAGGCAUUCUUCUCCCUCUUCGUUUCCUUCAUCUUCCAUCUCCAUUAGUAAUAUGAUAUUUUCUUUUGUACUCCCAUCCUCAUGCUUAUCUUCAUUCUGAGUAUUCUUUCCAAGUCCUUUUCUCUUAUCGUUUUCAAUGAUCUCCUCUAAUCUCCCCUUUGUAUACUUGCUUGCUUGAGCUGGUUCUAUAUCUUAGGAUCAUUGCCUCCUGCCCUUUGUAAAUUUCCUGAUUUGAUUUGUUUAGUAUAAGUUGAUCCUCCCCCCCAGCUGUAAGUGAUCUCCUUCUUUUUCUUGGCUUCUUAUUUUCUUUGAAGUAGUCUUGUCUAAUUCCUUUUCAAUGAUAUUUUAAGAAGCUUUUGCCACUUCAUUUGUUAUGCUCAGCAGGUUACAAAGCCUGAAUAGAUGUGAUGUUUCAUGUUGGGCUCUCUACUACUUGACAUGUUCCAAUUGCAACCAAUUAUCUUCUUCCUCCAUCAAUUCUUCUUUAUCUCCUGAAUCAUUUUCCUGCACCAUCUCUUUACUCAUCUAGAAAUCCCACCCUUGUUAGUUAGAUGCAUUGUCCUCAUUUGAGGUUUCUUCAACUAUUUUCUCACUUAUAUCUAACGCAGAUUUGUCAUCCUCUGAAUGGUUGUUUUCACUAGAGAUCUCUAGGCUAUUUAUUUCUGCCCCUAUAUUUCUUUUCUGUAGAGCACUAUCAAAAGUUUUAUUUUACAUUUGAUGCUCUAUUCCAUCUCUUUUCUUUUGGGUAGUCCACCAUGAUUGGGUUUGUCCCCAACAUGCCUACAUGCUCUUUUCCUUCUCGGCCCUAAAUUUUCUCUUGUUCGAAUCUUUCAUUCCUUGUCAAAGAGUUGAGUCUACCACUUCUUCAAAUAACUUUGGUUGAGGCUGAGUGGGAUUUCUUUCUACUACCCAUUUUUGCUAUAGGUAGCUAUUUGGGCAACCUUCCUUAGUCUUCUCUGGUUUAGUCCCCUUGCUUUCAGAGCCUAUAAGACUUAAGAGAGGGAAAAAAAUAGAAACCAAGAAAUUAAGCUAAACUAACUUUGAUGGGGCCACUUGCUAUCUUCUGUAGCUCUUGCACCCUCUAUUGCACACCAAUAGUGCCAUGUUAUGACAGAGACCACUUGCUGCCAUCUGCCUUUGUUCAUGUGGCUGACUGAUGCUAUUCCCCUUCCAUGUUUCUAUUUUCUCUUCAUGCACCCUUUGUCGCUUUCCAAUAGUUUAUGCCUUUGCACUUUAACUCAUAAUCAAUACGACCCUUUCUAGUGUUAGGAACCACUUUCAACAAUGUUAGAGCAGCAUGAAGGCCUUUGGAAUCUCCAAUGACCCACCUCCUAGCUUCCUACUCUCUUCUGCUCACUACUCAGCACCUCAGGAACCCUCUAUGGGAACAUUUAAUAUAUGUAACCUUCUCAUGUUGGCUGUGUCUAGGAUUGCCUGACCACCUCACACGAAACCCUCAGGACUUGACCAUCGAGAUAAAUACUGAUAGCUCACCCAAGCAUCAUCUUCUCCUCUAAUUCCUCCUCUCCCCCCCCCCACCCUCCGGGGGUAGUGGUCUCCCCCUCCUUGGAGCCAUUGGAAUCACUUGAGCUCGAGGAGAUAUAAUAUUUUUUUCACAAAUAGGUUUUUUUUUUGGGUUUGGGGUUCAAGAUCUAUGGUCUUAAGGUUUAGGGUUUAUUUUAGUUUUUUGGUUAAAGUCUUGUGUAUUCUAAAAAGAAAGCACAUACUACUAUCUAUCGCUAUAUUCUUCGACACAUGUGACUAUGGUCUAGUAAUAAGGGGGGCACUUCUCUCCUUGAGUUUGAUUGGCAUUCAACUGUUUGAGAAUUGGUCGAUGACUAGUAGUUUAGUUGGUUUACUUGGACUUGGGGUUAGACUGCCCAUUGCUAGUCCAACUUCAAACUUGCCUGGUAGGCUAACUAGGGGAUACAUGUAACCUCUUCACCGCUUCGCUUCUGGCCAUGAGGAAUGGGUUUUGGAGUGUGCUUAAGAUUUUGGGUUUAGGAUUUCAAGUUUUUAGUUUAGGUUUAGGGUUUAGGGGUGUGGGUUUCGGGUUUUGGAGUUUCGGGAUAAGGAUUUAAGGUAUAAGGUUAUGGGUUCUGUUUUUAUAAUAAGGAAAAUCCUAUUGAUGAAUGAUCCCAAGAUACACUAUUGGGGUCAAACUUGUGCAUACAUGGUUUUGUAGUAGACGUAAGUACCACAUUAGUUUGUUGAGUGGGGAAUUGGUGGCCUUGUUUACCUAUGAAUUAGUCUAGGGGGCUCCUUUUGGGCUUGGCUUUGUGCUUCUCAUUUGUUGGGCCUUUUUGAUUCGGCCCAUAUGUAGUCUAUUGUGAUGGAUUGAACCCUAUUUCUUUUUUUUUAUCAACUUUCUCUUCUUGGGCUUUUCUUUUGUAGGCUCACAUGACUAGGAUAAGUCAAUCAUGCACUUUGAGGUUUUAUGCUUCUCAAUGAUUCUUGGUCUGUAAGAGGACCACCAGCGAACUAGGUGAAGACAAUUAUAUUUUCUUAAUACCAACUUGGCCAGUGGUCAUUUUAACGGUUUUUGUCGCUUCUCUUUUGUGGUUGGGAAGACCAUCCCUCUAGUUCAUUUCCAUGGCUUAAGAUUGUUUUGCUUUUUGUCUCUACUCCUCUAUCUCCAUUCUUCUCCCUUAGACAUGCAUAUGACAUCAAGUUCUCCCACAACAUAUGGUAAUAAAAGUCUGAUUUGUUAUAUCAUAAGGCAUGAUUUGUCCAUGAUUUUGUAUAGUUUCAAUAUGAUUAUUUUUCUCAAGGUUGUCAAUUACUUUCUUCCUUUUAAUUCUUACCUCUCUUCCCCUUCCCUUUUUUUUAUAUCCUUCCAGCUCACUUCCACAUGCCAAUAGGCAGCACUAUAGAUAUCAAUCCUUGAGGUUGACGUUGAUCAAAUUUAAACUUUCUGUCUAGUUCUAAGAUUUAUCUUACAACUUAGAGAUCCUCAUCUAUCUUUAUAGCAAGAAACAAGAUCUUUUGUAUUUUAAGUAAGAGGUUUGCUUUUUUUAUUUCAUUUCCUCAUUUCUCCCUACUUCUUCCUCACUUCUUUUUUCAUUUUUUUGGGUUUUUUUUUUCUAUUUUUCAGGGGGGAGAGAACUUAUUGUCUUUUGGACCUUUCACAACUCUUACUUUCUUCUUUUUCUUCUUCUCUUUUUUUUUGGACUACUUUUUCUUAUGUUUUUUAUGAUUCUAGAUGUCAUGCCCCAAGAUUCUAGUUUCUGAUCUUUUGGUUCUCCAUGUUCUUUUGAUAAGCCUUUUCCUUUUAGGUAGCCUUUAUUUUCUUUUCUUCACCAUGAUUUGUAGCUCUAGUGUUCCUUGCACUAUGUAUGGCUAGUUGUGUCAUUUGUGUUACUUUUUUAUAAUGUUUGGGACUUGUGUGUGUGUUUGUGUUCUUUUUUUCUGUUAAGUGCUUUCAUUGAUUGGUGAUUUGUAAGAAUACAAUAUUCUGGAUCAUUCUUUCAAUCCAAAAGGAGUUGAGGGCUUAGGAAUUACUCAUGACAUUUAUCCCCUUAGUGAUACGUUUGCAGCACAUACACGGCAGUUUGAGCUUCAUCUUCUUUUCCUCUUCUUUUGGACUUGUCACAUGGUGUCUAUUAAAGCUAGACUUUUGUGUUUUAACUAGUUUUAUUAAUUGAUUUUAUUUUUUUAACUUGUAGAAUAAAUAUAGGAUAUGUUGUUAAUUUUAAAAGUCUAAAGUUAAAAUACUUAGCAUAUUUUUUUAUUAUUAAAAUAAAUAGAAUAAAAGAUAAAAAUUUUUUUCUGCCCGCUGCCAAGCUAAUACUCAAGCAAGUAGACCCAGAUCGGGGGAGCCACGAGCUCGGCUUGAGUGGUGAAGGCCUCGCUCCACACACGUGUGUGUCACUCCCCUUCUGAUAGCACAUGAAUAAUGUGCUAGAAUACACUAUGAGUUAGUCAAUUUUACAGCUCUAUAAGAUUAUUAAUGUGUUAUUUACAUUAAUAAAGAUAGUUUUCUAGUUUACAUUAAAUAUAACUCUUUUGUGAUUUUUCUAACCAUUUUCUAACAUUUUAGGAAUUUCUACCUCAUGUCGUAAUCACUCCAUCAAUGGUUGUGAUACAACAGCUCAAUCGUCACUCACAGGAGUGAGGAGGCGGCAUUUCAGCAGGAGAAAGAUCUGAUGGCUUAGGAGAGAGCACAAAAUAAGGGAGUCCACCGAUCGAACAAAGCGUGGCCACGUGGGAGAGGAAGCUACUUGAACCUUUGGGCAGUUUCUCGUGCGCACGCAAGAGGCGUGCGAGAGGCAAAUUAGAGAAGAGAGAGAAAGGGAACACCACCCUAUAUGUUUCGGAAAACUAAUGUUACGAACAGCUUUUGAUGAAGGAAGCCUUCGGCGAUUCAGCCAACCUAGAGGGGUUUAGGGUUUUUCGAGCUCCACAUCGUGUGAAUACAAGUGUGCCCAUCUAGAAUGUUCCUCAUCUUGCCUGAACGAGGUCUCUCCCGCUGCUUCAAGUGAACGCCUCUUCUUGGCAGAAGUAAGGAAGAAGGAAUAGUGACACUUGGUCAAUUUCAAGAUGAAGUAAAUUCUGUUUGGUUUAGUUUAGGUUAGAUUUUAAUUAGGAAUUAAAUAGGAGAAGAUACGAACAAUUGAUUCCCGUUCUUACGCCGACCAGAUCUAAGAAAUCAGAUCCGGAUUCAUCGUUCCCCCUUCUUCUCUCUGUCUAAUCCACGACCCUUCGUUCUCUUUCCCAUUCCAUCCUUCAUUAGAAUGAGCAUUAAAAAAUAAGCCUCAAAUUCCCUAAGGAGACGACUUGACUCACUACUAUCUACAAGUUUUUCAUGAAUCAGAUUAGAACAUAACUCAUACUAUUUUUGAUUGAGGAGAUUAAGGACUAAUGACACCUGUAGAAAAUCUAACUCAUCAAAUGGCACUAUUGUCGGGGAAUUUCAAGCAUUGAAUAAUUUGAUGCAUGUUGUUUUUAAUGAAGAUGCUUUUAGUUUCUUGAGUUUUAUCUACAGCAAACAAGGUGAUGUGGAUACUAGUCAAUCACUUAGAGAAAUUCUAAAGAACAAGGUAAGUGAGCUCUAAGGAAUUUUGUGCAAAGAUAUCGAGCAAAAUUUGAUAUGAUUUUAGGAGAAAUUGGCUUGAACAAUAUCCACUGAAUCAUGUCAUUUAACUUUCUUUGUUGAAUGUGACAGGUUUAUUUGAGCAAAAUCAACCUCAAGAGAAAAGUUUCUUUUUAAAAGCAUUCAAAGAUUAGAAAUCUAACCUUGCAAGACUGAUUAAGGAUAUUAAUCUACGAAUAGAUUCAAAAUUGAUUGUCUAACCUCUAUUUGGUGUUGUGACUUAUAUUAAUAGUCACAUUGAACAGCUAUUAUGAGAAGACGAGGCAAGGGAAGCCUCAGGCUAAAGAAUUAACCUCAAAACAAGUAGAAAUCUCAAAUUUUGACUUUAAAAUUUUGACCUAUUUUUCUGUAUUAGAUGAUUUUUCUAAAACUUUGAUCAAUUAUAGUUGCUACAUAUGUGUGAUGAUUGGCUAUGAAUGUGGACUUCCACGAACGUGGUAGAUUAGAUUUCCCAAAAAAUUCCUUAACUAUCUCAUAGUGAUCCUUUCCAACUAUAUCCCAACAUGCGAUGAAGAAAUUUACGCUCAUACCAUCUGGUCAAGGGGUGCUGUCUAACUUCAUACCGAACAUGGUUUCCUUAAUCUCCUCGUCAUCUGGGGGCUGACAUAAUGCAUCAUUCUGUUCUUGUGACACACAUCUGGGUAUGUAAUCUCACAAUUUCAAGGUUCCCUGAUAUCUGCUCUAUCUUGAGCAAGGCUUCAAAAUAUUUCCUACCGCCUCCAUUAAUCGAUCCUCAUUAUGUGCAAAUUCCUCCCUUAACUCAUGUAGGUUGGACAAGUGGUUCCUAACCCUAGUUGUCAAGUGGAGGAAUUUAGUGUUUCAAUACUCUUAUCCCAUCAUGUUUUUAGGCUGAUCUCUAGCUCCUCAAUCCUUUUUCAAUACUUCCUUCAACCAUCUUAUCCUAGAUUUCUAGCACCAGAAAAUCUCGUUUUGAAGCAGGAUCUCCUCCAAUUCUCCUUUUUUAUUUGCAAGCUCUGUUUCAAUACUCUCAUCCCAUCAUGUUUGUAGGCUGAUCUCUAGCUCCUCAAUGCCUUUUUCUACCGACUCUAUCCUCACUCGAAUGUUUCCAAAGACCUAUUUAUUCCACCACCUGAGAGCUUACUUAAUAUUUCUAAUUCGCUAGGAAAAGUUUACCAAGGGGCAAUUAGAGAUUGUACCCCCCCACCUUUGUUUUACAAACUCAAAGAGAGCCCUCUAAUGGACAUGACGAUUAACAUUCCAAUGAAGAACAAAGACACAUACUAAAAAACAGAUUAUUGAGUUAAAUGUCAGUCUUUUUUGUCAAGAAAACAUAAUAAAGUUGAAAAAGCAAAGGCUGGCAGCAAUUAGGGUUUAGGGUUUAGGGUUUUUUUUUAAUUUAAGGUUUGAUUAUAUUGAUGUUGAGAAAUGUUUAUCCCCGAGCCUCAUACGUGAGAUCUAGGGGAGACAUGAGAUAACUCUUUAUGAAAAGUGGUAAAUGAAAGAUGAAGUGGUAGAUGCGAUCGAAGUUGAUCAUCUCAGUUGAGACUAUUGUGAAAUCCUCCCAUCUGUAGUGCGAGGAUAGCUUUGUGUUGGUGGUGCUGCGUAUGCCAGGUCGUGUGCUAGUUGGGGGUUGGCCUAGGCGAUUCGCCACUGUCGGGGGGUGACAGGUCUCCAUGUUCGCCGUAUAUGAAGUGCUGGCAUGCCGAUCUGCUCCAAGCAAUGUCGACCUCGAGCUUCGGCCAACAUCUCUUGCCAAGAGGAGAAUACAGAGCACAGACGAGUGCAUACUACAUGUGUAGCGAGCGCGUCUACUAUCUAGUUCCCUUCACAUAAUUGGUGUGUAAUGGUAGUGAUCCUUGUUCUACAACAUAUGAUGUCAGUCCAAGUACUCUGAAGUCGCCAAUAAGAAUAGGAACCCUAUUUGUAGCAUCUACACAAUACUUGUGAGUCAGAUUCUACGACGAUAUCAUGGAGAUUGCGUUCCUCACAGAGGAGCAAACCGUCAUGUAUCGCCAUAGCCUCUAUUGUAGUGGUAGUUUGAAUAUUAUAAAAAUAAGAGAAGGCAAAGAUAAUACUCCUCGUACGAUCCUGUAAGAUGCCUCAUUCUCUUGUAGGUCCAAGGUUCCCUCGAGCUGCUCCAUCGACAUUCAACUUUAGUAUUCAAUUGGCGGCAGUCUCCAUCGGACAACAUGAGUAGAGAUCUCUAUGCGCAUAGGCGUGGCUUGGACUCCCCAAGUCUAAGGACCUCACAAAUUGAGGCCGAACAUGUCACUGAAGGCAACACUAAAGGAUAGGUACUUCAUAGUCAUUGUGUGAUGUGUCUCAUGAUCUCUAGUGCGCGCAUCUACUGACCUGCAAAACAAGAGAGAUUUUCCCCCUUCUAUAUCUCUCAUAACAUGUAUGUUAUGGAAAUACAUAGGUAGGGGCUGCCCGUAGAGCUUUGCGGUGAAUCAAAGACUCUUCUGAAAAUCUCUAGGGGUGUAAGAGAUAGAGAAAGAUGAAAUGCUGGGGACCAAUUCAGUAAGAGUUGGUUUCAACAUUUCGUAGUAACAAUAUUAUGAAAAAAUAAGUGGCCCAUAGUUUCACUACUCGGAGUGAGGGGACAACAAUGACACUUAGAAUAGAUGUUAUGUCCUGUGAUGGACAUACGAUCAUUUGUAGGAAGUCCACGGUGCAUCGAUUUCCACAUAAAGAAAGAGACUCGAGGUACGAUAGUACGGUGCCAAAUAAGAUCUCCCUAAAACUAUUUUGCGGAACAAUUUCUAAAGUAAUUCUAAGAAGAACUACAAGAAAAACUCCCAUCUUGGGUAAGAGUCCAGAUGAGAUGAUCAUCACUAGGACCCAACUCUAUCAAUGAGAUCUCUGGUAGUAUAUCUAAUGAGAGCCCGUAUCUCUCGAGGAAUACACUAGUAUCUCCAUCGAGAAGCUGAGCCACCGUGAGACGAGGUCAGGAUGACAUAAAGGAGGUAAAGGAGGCCAAGGGAGUGUCCGCAAGCCGUGUCAUACCAAUCAGUGAUAGUGCCUCGUCCUACUCGACAUUGGAUUAAAGACCUCAUCUGCAACCAAUGUCUUUGCCAAUCUACCCAUCGCUUCCCUCCUUUUAUGUCAGUUGGUUGGCUAGCCCAAUCGCCGUAUUUGGCUAGCACAAGGGUCCCUAGGGGUGAUCUCGUCAUCCUCAUCCACCAUACGAGUUUCUUCUGAAGCAUGUCGAGGAUAUCCUCAGGGCGUCUAAUCCCUAGGCCGCCUUUGUCCAUCGAUCGACAUGCAUUCUUCCAAGAAACUCGAUGUUGACAAUGAGGUCAAUCGAGUUGACCAUUCCAUAAGAAGGAGGUACAAAUCUGCCUCACAGAUCGUAAGAUGAUAUCUGGUACCCCAUGUACUGCAAGUAGGUGCAAGGACAUACUCAAGAGGACAUGGCAUAUCAAUUGGAUGUGACUGCCUGAGGAUAUAAGCUGAAGCUUCCAUCCGUCAAGUUUCUUCCUCAACUUGCACAAAAGAGAAUCAAAGUAAUGAACCCGAGUGCAUCCGAAGAAGAUGGGGCAUUCAAGAUAAUCAAAGGGUAGAUGACCACGUGAGAAUCCUGUUAGGUUCUGUAUGCGUCGUACGGUGCUAAUGGUGGCAGAAGAUGCUACCAUGAAGCUACACUUUGAGGCAUUGAUGAGUUGACUUGCGGCCUACUCGUAGCUCGAGAUGAUAGUCAUGAGUCUCCUAAUAGACGCUUCACACCCAUUAAGGAAAAGUAUCGCAUCAUCAGCAAACAAAGAAUGUAAUAUGAUCGGGCAACCCCUCUUUGAAUGAUAUGGUUGGAUAACCCCACGUGUCACCGCUCGGGAGAGGGUUCGACUAAGGACUUCUUCAACCAAUAUGAAGAGAGUGGGUGAUAGGGGAUCACCCUGCCAUAAUCCUCGCGUGGCCGUGAAGAAAGGUGUGAGCAAGGUGAACUCAUCAAUAAGCACCAAUUAGGCCUCGUCAGGCUUAUUGAACCUAUAAUAUCAUCAGAUCACAUUCACCCAUUAUUUAGACGCCUAGGCAUGGGUCAGUUUCAUUCUAACCCUACGAACCAUAUCUGGUUGUUCUAGAAGAGAUCAUAUUCUCUACAACUACUUGUUGAGGGGCCACACCAUGUUACGAUGAGGGUACUAGGCUCUGGCCACAACAUGUUACGAUGAGGGUACUGGAGUGAUGAUCACUCCUUCGAGUAGAUGGGGUGGUGGAGCAGAGCUAGGUUCCACUAUGUUGGAAAUGCAUAGAAAGCAACAAACCGAUUCUUUGAGUAGAUGCUAGGUUUCUUAAGGAAUUUGAUAUUAAUACUAAAUUAUUUGUUAUUGUUCAAAAACCUGAUUCAGAUAUCAAAAUAAUUGACCUUAUACCAAAAUCUAUUGAAAGUCUCUUAUCUUAAUUUUCUAUAAUUCAAAAACUAUCUACUCAUCUUCCACCAAUGCAAGAUGUACAACAUCAUAUUGACCUUAUACCAAAAGCAAGCUUCCCUAACCUUCUACAUUAUAGGAUGACUUCACAAGAAAAUCAAAAUUUUCAAGAACAAGUUAAAGAGUUAUUGAGUAAAGGAUUGAUAAGAGAAAGUAUGAGCUCAUACUCUGUGACUGCUUUACUUGUUCCAAAGAAAGAUGGAAGUUGACCGAUGUAUGUCGACAGCAGAGCUAUCAACAAGUUAACAAUUUAGUAUAGAUUCUAAUUUCACAUCUAGAUGACAUGUUAAAUGUGCUUUGUGGUUCUAAAAUUUUCUCAAAAGUUGAUUUAAAGACUAGAUAUCAUCAAAUUCGAAUUUGGCCAAAAGAUGAAUAGAAGAUCAAAUUCAAAUUUAAAUUUUAGAUGAAAUUUGAAUUCAAACAAAAAUUUAAAUUUCAGAUAAAAUUUGAAUUUCAAACAAAAAAUUGAAUUUCGUAUUUCAAUUUUGAAAUUGAAAUUUAAAUUUCAAAUAAAAUUUGAAAAAUAAUGAAAAUAUAUAUAUGGGGCUAAUUUCGUAAUAGAGCUAGUAAAGCGGGCUUCAAGCUACAACGAUACUAGGUUCAGUGACACUAAAUCUUGAUGAUAUUCCCAUUAUCUUUAGUAAGUCCAUGACAUACGCAUUGAGUUUAUGAUUAUUUUCUGCUAGCAAUCGUUCUUUUCUCAAGUAAUUGGUUGCCUUUUCCUUGUAGUUUGCAUAACCAAAUCACCAACUUUUGUCUGCCUUUUUCUUGUAGUUUGCAUAAUUGAUUGUAACAUACUUCUUCACAUUCUCAUGUACUAUUUGGAUGUAUUCUUCUAUGUUAUUUGCUGCGACACUAGUACUAGGUUUUCUUGGUACUUCAAUUAAGUCAAAAAAGACUUUUGGUGGAAAAUAGUAGACAAUAGAAAAUAGAGAGUAAUUUGUAGACCAAUUUAUCAUAGAAUUAUAUGCAAAAUCUGCUUGAGCUAAGACAAGAUCCCAUUGUCUUGGUUUGUCUCCUGAAAUACAAUAGAUUAAAUAACCAAGUGUCUUGUUUACAACUUUUGUUUGACCAUCAGUUUGUGGAUGACUCAUAGUACUAAAUUUUAGGUAUGAGUCAAAUCUGUUCCAAAGAGUAUGCCAGAAAUGGGACAGAAAUUUUGAGUCUCUAUUAGAUGUAAUAAUCUAAGGCACCAUGCAGACGAACUAUUUCCUUAAAAAAUCAAUUUGCCAUCUUUGAGAAUCUAUCCACAACCACAAAAACAAAAUGCUCCUCUUUGAGUACGUGGUAAUGCCAAAAUGAAAUCCAUAGAAAUGUCAGUCCAUAUUUUAUCUAGAAUAGGUAGUAGAGUGUAUAGACAUGUGUUCUAGUACUAUCCUCUAUUAAUUUGAAAAAUUUGACAUCUCCGCAAAAAACUUUCAAACUCUUUCUUAAAAGUGAACUAUGUUCUGACAUUGUCAUUUAUUAAUUUGACAAAUUUGACAUCUCUACACAAAACUUUCAAACUCUUUCUUAAAAGUGGAUUGUGUUCUAGCACUGUCCUUUAUUAGUGGACUCUAUGCUUUAUCUAGAAUGGGUAGUGGAAGUGUACAUACCUGUGUGUUUUGGCUAAUAACAUCAUUCCUCCAUCAUUUUCAAAAUCUUGUCACGACCUAAGUGUCCACCAAGCCCUCCUGCAUCUAAUUCUUGAAUUAACUUCUCACGCAAAGAAGUUCGAGAGAUACAUAAUUUUAAUUGAUAUUCUUGACAUACAUAUCAUAUACUGUUGAGAAUAAUCAUCGUUGUCUCGAUAUAAUUUCUUGAGAUAAUAAAAUCUUGUGAUUUCAACACGCAAGUUCAGUAAACAUGUUGUUUUUCUACUAAGAGCAUCUGCAACUCGAUUCAAUUUUCUUAACUUGUGUUUAAUAACAAAAGUAAACCGUUGAAUGAAAGAGAUCCACCUGACAUGCAUUCUACUGAUGAAAGUCUGACUAAUUACUGAUUUAAGAGCCUGAUGAUUAGUAUAUAAAAUAAAUUGUCAUUGAAUCAAAUAGUGUUCCCUUCUUGAUCUAAUCAAAUAAAUUUUGGUGAAAUAAAUUUUUUGAAACUUUAGUUUUUGUUUCUUUCUUGAUCCAACCAAUUCGAUAUAGAUGAGGACGUGGGCUUGUUUGUAAAUCUAAUUUUUUAACCAUCAUAGAAAAGACAAUGUUCUCACUACUACCACUAUCAAUGAUUAUAUCACAAUAGUAGAAGAAACAAUAGUAGAUCUUCCUCUUUCUAGGUGAAGAAUUUAAUUUUGACUUCCAAAAUUUUGAAUUCUGGUUUUUCCUUUCUCUAAUAAGGCUUGAAAAAUGAUGUAAAGCUACUUUGUCUUCAAUUUCUCAUCUGAGACCACCUUUAAAUCUUGAAAUCAUAUACUGCUGAUACAAAAUUUGUUCAUAAUCUAGGAGAAGAAAAUGAGAUUUAAAAAGUUUUUUCAUUUUCUUCCAUAAUCAUAUAGGUUCUUUGCUUGACCUCGUAUGUGUGAUCUGUAAUUGAUCCCACCUUACAGAGGCUCCACCCUUCAAUUUAUAAGUCAAUAGCUUGACUUGCUUUUCAUCAAAAAAUUUCAUAUACUUAAAAAAUCAUUCUACUUCAACUAACCAAUCUAAGAACUUUUUAAUCUUCAAAUGGCCAUUAAAACAUGGUAAGUCAAUCUUCAAAUGAAAAUCUCAAAAUUUUUCUUCAAAACUUGAUCUAGAACAAGUAGAACUAGAUGAAUAGUGAGUAUCUAAUGAAGGUUCAACAUGAGUGACUUUUUGAGGAUGUCUGAUUUCAUGAUCUCUAAGGGGGCAUGAAUGACUCUCUAAUACACUCAUUCUUGCCCAGAGUGAUUUCAAGGUAUCACUAAUAUCAUCUUUGAUCCAUUCAAUCUUGAAAAAUAAUAAAAUCUGAUUUUGAGAUAGGAAAAACUUUAGGUGAAUCAUCAUCACCAAUAUGAGUAGAUUUACCUCGUGACAUUUUUGAACUUUGAUUGAAAUGUUGACUUGCUCUGAUACCAAUUGAUGCAGUAGUAACACAAAAGAUAAACAACAUAUGGGCUUGAACCCACAAAGCUCCAAUCUUGGGGAAGAAACCUGUCUCUAACUCCACAAAUUUAGAGUCUUUAACCCUUGAAUUCACAAAGGGGUGCCUGAAUCCACAAGCAAGAGAGAAGAAAAGUUCUCACAGUGGAGAAAACUAUUUCAACUAAAAAAAGUGAGUAACUUAGGUUACAAUGGGGGCCUUUAUACAGGCAUAAACAAGAGGUUGGGCACUCCUCAAAAGGAAGAUCCUGACAGAUCUUGGGGACAAUCUAACUAACUCUAAAAUAACUUAAAAUAGACUCUAACAAAUUGAGAUCUUAAACAAAUCUUCUAAAAAUACUUUGACAUGACCUAAAGUAGAGUCUAACAAUGAGAGACCUUGAGCAGAUCUUAGGUAUAGAAUCUAAUCGUCAGAGAUCCUGAACAAAUCUUAGAUACAAGUUGAACCACAUUAAAGUCUCUUCUAGAAGGGAUGAGACAUAAAGUACCUUCUAGAAGUGAAAGGACAUAAAGUGGGCCCAAAUUCCUAUAGAACUGGUCAGGUUUUAACAGCUUCAACCUUUUCUUCAUCCACUUUGAAAAACCUAUAUUUCUCUUAUUGAGCGUAAAACAAAUUUCUCAAUAUUUUUGUAAAAAAUAUAAUGAUUAUCUCUAUGAAGGUGAGUUGCAUCUAAAUCUUAUUGCCAUGUUCUACCAAAAAUUAGAUUACAGACAUUCAUCUCAUCAACAUCACUAUAAAUUUCAUCAAAAUAAUUUUUUUCCUUGCAGCCCAUUACUAUUGCAGCUUGAAGCCCACUAUACUUGAUGCGCACUAAAUUACUAUUGCAAUUUGAAGCCCGCUUUACUAGCUCAAUUACGAAAUUAGGCCCAUAUAUCUAUUUUUAUUCUUUUUUAAAUUUUAUUUGAAAUUUAAAUUGAAAUUUUAAAAGAUCAAUUCGGUAGUAAUAAGUACAAGAGUCAUUAGAGGAUGCUAGAAAACCUAAAGAUAAACAGACACCCCCUUAAAUGAAAAAUUACUUGGGCCGUGACGUGACUCAGUCGUUGUAUAUUAAAUCACGCAAAUCUAAAAUUUAUAAAACUAGAAAAUAUGAAUUUUUGGAUAUUUAGAAGUAUUUCUAAAUAAAUAUAUCAAUUAUAAUUCAAUAAAAGUUCCAAAAAUAGCAGUAAUUUUCCAGGUCGAUCACAGAGAUGUAAUAUAAUAUCUGGUAAUUAUUCAGAAUUUUUCUCAAUGAUUACGAUUUUCUAUGAAUUUUAUACUAGGAAAUUAAAAAGGAAAUAUAUUUAAAAUUCACAAAAAAGGGAAAUAAGGGAGCAGAUGUCAGGAUGAUGUCAGCACCCGACGAAUGUGAAUCGGGCGGAAACAGAGUUCCGCCCGGUGAUUCUUACGUAAGCGAUUACAGACGAUUUAAUUGAUCAAAUUAAGAUCUGUAAAAGCCGGAAGAAUCGUAAUAGAACAAAGUAUAUCUUGGUAAAUUAAAAACACAAAAAUUAUCACUAAAUGAAGUGUAAAGUAAAUUGAAAGCAAGAAAACAGAGUUCCGGCGUCGCGACGGCGAUGCGUCGGCGAUGCACCGGAAUCCUGAGCGUUCGGGAGGAUCAUCGUGCAGUGUCCACGGCCUUAAAGGCUCUCCUUGGACAAAGACGACGUGGUCAAUCUCUAGAUCUUCUCGCGAAGUCUAGAGAUCAAUGAAGUGGGUCGUCGAAUCGUCUCCGGCGGCUAUCACCCGGCGGAGUGGAAAAACGGCGACUUUGCGGCUUUCCGGCGGCUGUCACCCGACGGAGAGGAGCUGGAUGGAGGUGGGGCGCGUGUCAGGGAGCUUCAUCCUCAGGUCCGCUCAGCAAGAGGAGGCUCUUCAUCGCAUCUGGUACGCUCUCAGGAGGUGGCGACUCGUCUCCUGGCGGAUCGUCCUCUUCCCGACGACGGCUUGUUCGUCGAUCAAUCGGAGAUCAUUUACUUGAUGGAUUCGUGAUCCUUUUAUCGCGAAUCGUUCAGCAAUUUUAGUAGCAAUGCUCCGCGAAUCGCGUUGACGAGAUUUUCGCCGAUGAUCCAGCGAUUCUCGUUGCUUAAUCCUUCACCGGCGAUCUGCAGGAAAGUCGCGAUAAUCAGAUAAAAAUAUAUGAAUUUUGACUCUGGGAGGAUUCGAACCCGCGCCGGUUGUCUACCCCGUCUGAGGAAGGUAUGACGCGGGUUUAGUCCCACAUCAGUUGUGCGCUGAUUUUUUGGGCAAAUAUAUAGUAAUGUUACGUUUCUAAGCAAAGUUCCUUCUCUCGCGUGUACGACCACUCCUUGCUCUACAGCCAGCUGGCCACCGGUGACGUGGAAGGGGAGUGGCGCACACGUGGCCCUAUCAGUCCAAGCCGCUCGAGCCGCUGCUCGCGGCUACUCCCUGACUGAGCUUCCGACCCGCUUGUGGGCCCGGCUGUAGUAAUGUUGGUAAAUUUUUAGUUGGUAAAUAAUCCAGCCUUGUAGUAAUGUUGGUAAAUUUGUUGAAGUGUGUCCAAGUGUGUCCAAAUGUUUAGGGUUUAGGGUUUUUUUUUGGGAUAACUGUCUUGGGCCGAACUUCUCGGGAGGUCACCAAUCCCGGUACUUCACAUGCCCAAGCACUUCACCAAUCCGAACUUCACAUAUGCCUCUCGGCAUGGUGGCAGGGGUGCCUCUUGGCACGUUCUUCGGAGCUGGGGGCAUCUUGGCAUGGUGAGAUGGUUGCCACAUAUGCCUCUCGGCAUGGUGGCAGGGGUGCCUCUCGGCACGUUCUUCGAAACUCGAAGCAUCUUGGCAUGGUGUUGGAGGGGUUCGUAACACGUGCCUGGCGGCACGAUAAUGCAGCGGUGCCUUUCAGCACAUGCACAGCAAGCGUCUCGCAACGCAUGCACACGUACCUUGGGACUUCCCAGGGAGGUCACCCAUCCGGUGACUGCUCCCACCCGAGCACACUUAACUCCGGAGUUCUUAUGGGAUCCGGUGGCAACUCUCCCACUUAGGGGGGUUAGGGUUUAGGGUUUAGGGUUUUUUUUUUUUUUUUUUUUUUUUUUUUUUUUUUUUUUUUUUUUUUUUUUUUUUUUUGAAGAAGAAAUUUGAUUGAGUGAUAAAAGUUUGACCUCAUUCCGAGGUUACAUAAGUGGGAUCUCAUUCGCACAAGGGGCGAGGAUGACAUGAAGAAUGAAAGACCUCUUUUGAAGAGGGGAUGUGAUGAUACUGGAGAUAGGCUCCAAGGCGUUCAUCAUAUUUGAGGAAGGUGAUUGAUUUGCAUUGGGUUGAACUUUGAGUUCAUGAAAGUUGGAAGAUCUGCUCAACAGGAGUAGGACGAGAGCUCCAUGUUGUGCGCCAUGCAAUGUUCCUGCAAGACAAGAGUUUGCUGCAGUAAGUGAUUCUAAGAGAUAAAUAAAUUGAUAUAAAGUGGUGAGAAAAGAGUGAUUAGGGCAGUGAGGAGGAUAGAACUAUGCUGAAGCAUGACAAUAAGCCCAAAUAUGAACUUGCCUUGCUAGUGUUGCACGCGCCUAAUCCCUCUGGCCAAGAUCUUGUUAGUAUCAUCAGUUGCCGUACUUCCUCUAAGUAGGUAAGGGACCUUUCACCCCACGAGGAAUGACUUGGUCUCUGGUUCUAACUCUUUUCUUUUCUCUUAUUCUCUCUCUCUUCUUUCUCUCUCCUUGAGGGCCUCUUCUUUUACCCUCCACUAAUGCCCAUUAUUUGGUGUACAUUAGGCUAGUGAUUAAGGGAAGGGAAAAAGGUUGCCCUUUUUUUUUUUUUUUUUUUUUUGGUUUUAGGGCCCUUUCCCUCACCCUCCACUAAUUGUCUAUGAUGGGCUAGUGAUUCCGGGAAAAGAAGUAGGCUGUCUUUUUUUUUUUUUUUUUUUUUUUUUCCUAGAGAGAGAAAGGGAGGGAGAAAGAAAUAGAGAAUCGAGAGAGAGAGAGAGGAGAGAGGGUCAAUCCUAUGGAUAUAGAUCUUUACCUUCUCAUGGGUUCAAGCUGGCUGAUGGUACUAAUAAGAUCUUGAGAGAGGUGCUAGGUUGCCGAUUCACAACUAGUUUGGCAGGUCUGAUGUGCUAUAGACCUAUAGUUCAAAAGUGGGCCGAUGCCAACAUAUGCUGAUAGUUCUAUGUCCUCACUACUUGAGCAUGAUAGAUAGUAGAUGUGAUGUGAUUAUGAGGAGAGUAAUGAUUGGAAGUAAUGUACCCGAGUGGAUUACGAUGUGCCUUGUUGUCCGUGUUGUGCUGUAUCUCCAUUGUGGUCUUCAGCGGCCAAUAGUAACCACCCCUGAUCUCCUCCAAGCAAUACGCCACUGUCGUGGAGAGGCCGGUAGUGGAGUGCGGUGUAUGCGUAAAGAGGGUAUGCCGAGUCGCUCAAGUCUAUGAGCACCUCGGGCUUCCAGGGGCAUGUCCUGCCAAAAAGAGAAGACUGUCCUCCGACGCGAUCUGACUCCAUGCGCAGCAAGGGCGUCAGCUGUCUGAUUCCCUUCUCGGAAUUGAUGCGUAAUAGUUGUGAUGCGUCCUCGACAUCGCAUGAUGUCUGCCCAGAUAUUCUUGAGCCUCCAAUGAGGACAAGAGUCUGCACGUAACAUGUCCACUAACACUUUGAAAUCAGAUUCUAAGACAAUGUUAGUAAUAUUUUGCUCCUCACAAAGAAACAAACCAUCCCGUAUUGCCAUAGCCUCUGCCACAGUAUUAGUUUGUAUAUUAUAAAAGUUCGAAAAGGCAAAGAGAAUGCAUCCUGUACUAUCGCGUAAGAUACCGCCUCCUCCAGAUGAUCCUGGGUUGCCUUGAGAUGCUCCGUCGACGUUGAGUUUCCACUGUCCAGCCCUCGGUGGUGUCCAUCUAACAGAUCGGACAGUAGUCCAGGUCUGUGUAGGUAUGAUAUGGAGUCCCCAAAGCCCAAAAGCCUCACAAACAGAACGCGAGCGUUUCGUUUUAUUUGGCACUAAGGAAUGAGUACUCCGAAGCCAUUGUGUUACGUGCCUCAUAAUCUCUGUGGCACGCAUCACUUGGCCUGCAUAUCGAGAUGAGUUACGUCCCUUCCAUAUUUCCCAUAACAUAUAUGCUAUGGAGAUACGGAUGAAAGGACAAACCUUGACACUCGUCGGUGAGUCAAAGACUCUCCUAAAGACCUCUAGUGGUGGUCUCGUAGGUCUGUACGAGAGCAUUGGAAGCCAAUUCGCUAGAAGUUGACGCCAACACUCGACAGCGAUAUCACUAUGGAAAAAUAAAUGUUCCAUACUUUCGUCUGUCGUGAUGGAGCAACAAUGACAUUUCCUUUCCACCUCCUGAUCGGUGACAAUCACUCGAUCGUCGGUGGGUAGUCCUCGGUGCAUGAACUUCCACAGGAAGAACGAAACACGAGGUGUGAUGGCCGGAUGCCAUAUGAGAUUUCCCCAAAAUGUCUUUGGGGAGCGGUUUCUAAAGUGCUCCCAAGAGGAGCUACAAGAGAAACUGCCAUCUAUGGUAAGUGUCCAGAUGGGUUGGUCCUCAGUAAAACUCAUCUCAGUCAUGGUGAUGGCUGGUAACAAGUCCGACGGUAGUCCAUGCCUCUCAAUAAGUAGACGAGUGUCUCCUUGGAGAAGCUGGGCUACCGUCAAGCGAGGCCAAGAAGAUGUGAAAGUGGUAAAACAGGCCAAUGGUGUGUCCUCUAGCCAAGUGUCGUACCAGGCACUGAUCUCGCCUCGCCCCACUCGCCAACGAAUAAGAGGCACCAUCUCCAACCAAUGUCGCUGCCAGUCUGCCCAUCGUUUGACUCCUUUGAUGUCAGCCGGCUGUCGAGCCCACUCACCAUAUUUGGCUGACACAAAAGUACCUAGCACCGAUGGUGUGGUCCUCAUCCUCCAAAUGAGUUUCUUUUGAAGCAUGUUAAGUACAUCUUGAGGGCGCCUAAUACCUAGGCCACCCUCAUCCGUAGGUCGACAUGCUUUCUCCCAAGAAACUCGGCGUUGACGACGAGGUCCCUCAAGUUGUCCAUCCCAAAGGAAGGACGUACAUAUCCGUCUAAUAGUCUGUAAGACGGUGUCUGGUACCUCAUGGACUGCCAAAAGGUGUAAUGGUAUGCUCAUGAGGACAUGGCGUAUCAACUAGAUCCGUCCUCCAAGGGAUAGAAGUUGUAACUUCCAUCCUGCUAGUUUCUUCCUUAACUUGCCCACUAGGGCGUCAAAAUAGUGUAUGCGCCUACGGCCGAGGAAGAUAGGACAUCCUAGAUAGUCAAAAGGUAAGUGUCCACGAGAGAACCCUGUUAGGCCCUGGAUGCGUCGUAUGGUCCCUAUGGGAGUAGAAGGGGCUACUAUGAAGCUACUCUUCGAGGCAUUUACGAGUUGACCUGCAGCUCGCUCAUACCUCGAGAUAAUACUCAUGAGCCCUCUAAUGGAUGUCUCACCUCCAUUGAGGAAGAGUAUCGCAUCAUCAGCAAAGAGGGAGUGUGAGAUGAUCGGGCAGCCCCUCUUCGAGUAGUAUGGUCGGAUAAGUCCUUGAUUGAUCGCUCGGGUGAGGGAUCGACUGAGGACUUCUUCAACUAAGAUGAAGAGGGUGGGUGAUAGUGGAUCGCCCUGUCGUAGACCUCUCGUGGCCGUGAAGAAUGGUGUGGAGCUACCGUUCACUAAUAAAGAGAAAUGAUUCUCCCUAACACAUGCAUCGACUAAGUCAAUGAAGUCGUCGGUGAACCCAAAGCAUCUAAGAACCUUAAUGAGGAAACUCCACUCUAUCCUAUCAAAGGCCUUCUCCAUGUCUAAUUUGAUGAUGAUGUUAGAGCCUCGACAAUCAUGGCCAAGGGACUGUGCUAGUUCAUGUACUAGCAUGAUGUUAUCGUGAAUGUACCGUCCCUUGACAAAUCCGCAUUGUUCUGGAGAUAUAAGUCUAUCAAGGAAACUACUCAAUCUACGUGUAACGAUCUUAGAUACAACUUUAUAACACACGUUACACAAACUGAUAGGUCGAAAGUCUCUAAAUGAGGUUGGGGUAGUCACCUUCGGUAUAAGUGCAAGGAAGGUGGCCUUCCAACUUCGUGUAAAGAGUUUACGACGAAAGAUUUCCUUGAUGGCCUGGAUGAGAUCAGUGCCAACGAUAUCCCAACAUGAAAUGUAAAAAUCAGCUGGGAAACCAUCUGGCCCGGGUGCACGAUGUCUGCUCAUAGAGAAAACUACUUCCUUGAUCUCUUCUCCCGUGGGUAUGGCUGUUAUGAGAGAGUUCUCACGGUGAGUGACCAAUGACGGGAUCGAAGUGAGCAUAUCAUCAGAAAUCUCAAUCGGCUGAGAGGUUAAGAGAGUACGAAAGUACUCAACCCCUGCCUCCUGCAUGCGGGAAAGGUCAUGAUCAUAUGUCUCUAAAAGAGAGGUAUAAUCUGAACGUGAGCGAUGAGCGACCGAGGCAUGAAAGAAACGAGUGUUUCUAUCACCCUCUUGUAACCACUAGAUGCGUGAUUUCUGGAGAUAGAAUAACUCCUGUCGUCGCACAACCUCAUCAAGCUGGUCACUCACUCUACUCCUCCUUUCCCAAGCAGCAUCUGAAUAUCUAGCUUGCAGUAGUCUUUCAACUUCUGCUAACUCUUUUUGCAAUGCAUCAACUUGGGUAUGGACAUUCCCAUAGAUAUGUCGGUUCCACCAUUUAAGGUGGAGUUUGAGAUUCCUUAACCUAUAGCUAAGGUUCUCCAUAGGAGAAUCUGAGAUCUGUCCGUACCAGUGAUUCCGUACGAAACUCUGAAAGUUUUCAUGUUGGAGCCACAUGGUUUGAAAUCUGAAGGGGGGUCUGUGGGUGCUCAUACUCUGUUUAGGGAGUAUGAGGAUCGGGGUGUGAUCUGACCUAUAACGGGGUAAUAUCGUGACUAAUAUGGGAUGCCGCAUCAUGGCAAUGCUGUUGAUGAAACAACGAUCGAUACGCUCAUAAAUCAAAGCGUCCCCUCGAUUGUUGCUCCACGUCCAUGCCUCGCCUGAUGUAGGUGGCUCAAUAAGAGCUAAUCGAAAAAUACAGUCAUUGAACAUCUCCAUGUUACGGGCCCUAGGGAUUCGCCCACCUUGACGUUCACUAGUAUUACGGACACAGUUGAAGUCACCUGCUAGGUACCAAGGAGACUCAACUAGUGUAGGGUAGUCCCUCACGUAUUGAACUAGGUCCGCCCAAAGAGUUUCUCUUUCUUCGGAUCUAUGUGAUGCAUAGAUGACCGAGAAGGUGAACUCUUGGGUGAGAUCUCGAGCCGUCAUAGUGAUAUGCUGGGGUCCCUCGACUAGCAACUCCAUAGAGUAUGGUCUAGUCCAAAAGAUCCAAAUAUGAUUCGUGGGGUUGGAGUGAAAAUGAUCCAUACCUAACCUCCUAAGUAAGGGUUGGAUACGAUCUGAUGAUAUCAUAGGCUCAAUGAGGCCUACUAUACCUAGUCGAUACUGUCUGAUAAGGCUAGCUAUAUAGAAUUGGGUUUCGAGGUUGCCUAUACCUCGACAAUUCCAUAUGAUGCUAGGUAUCAUGAUCUAGUGAGUGGCCCCACGAGUCCUAGAUCUCGUGGAGUAAGGUGAGCGUCUAGUGAGUCGUGUGGUCCUAACCUCCGUCUGAUAUCCCUCCUCUGGGUAGGUAGUCUCAAUGUCAGUCUCAGAGCUACCAUCCUCAUGGGUACUAGUCGUGUGGCCUGUAGUAUCAUGAGCACUAGAUGAGGAGGAUGGGUGUGGUGCUUGACGAUUCGUUAAGCACUGUCCUCUAUCGGGGCUCUCCCUAGAAUCAGCGGGUGGUGGAUCAAGUAUAGGAAACUGAUCUGACGGUUGUAAUAGGGGAGAGGGGGGGAGGGUAUAAGAAUCAGAAUGGGGGGCUAUGUAAGAUGUACUAAUAGGAAGUAUGCUGGGGGUAGACCCUCCUAAUAGAUCAUCAACGGGGAUUUGAGGUGGAUGGAUAGGGCCCAAGCCUAUACCCUCAGAGGAAGGGGUAGACCUCGGUCGGUGGGGACUAAGAGGUGAAGGACUCCUUCUACGUGGGGACGAGUGAAUGGGCGGGGAGGAGCUGGGUGGUGGAGAGACACUAAUGGGUGGAGUGGGGUGGGUGAGUAUGGGGGGUCGGAUAACCCGGGGGGAUCUAGUAUGGGGGGUUGGACUAGGUGAGUCCCUCGUAGUGGAGGAUGCUAGCCCUUUGGAAGGCCUAGUUCCCCUUUGUGCAGGUCCCUCAAAGUCUCUCUCAUCUAAAGCCCCUAAGACCUCGAAGGUGUUUGAGGUUAGGGGUUGCUUUCCCUUGCUCAAAGGGGAAGGUGUAGCCUCUCGUGUUCCUUUCUUCCCCCCUGUGUAGGUGGAAGAAGGGCGUCCAGCUGCCGGCUUUCGCCGUGUAUGCUGUGUCUCAAUCAGUGAGCUAGGCUUCUCUUGUGCCUUCCGAGGUAAGGAAGGUGGAGCCGCCAUAG